UCGAAUUGAGAAAGCGCCGCACACUCCGGAAUUAUGCAUUUCCUUGUGUCGAAAUGCGGCCUGCUAAAAAUUAGAAAUAAAUGCGGGAUUAUAUUGACUCAGUUGGCUCACACAGGUGAGGUAAGGGUACGUUUCGCCCCCAGCCCGACAGGUUUUCUGCAUCUGGGAGGAUUACGUACGGCACUGUACAACUUUCUCUUCGCCAAAUCUAAACGUGGAAAAUUUAUACUCCGCAUAGAAGACACAGAUCAGACACGUGUGGUAGACGGAGCUCUCGAGCAAAUACAAAAAGACUUGAACUGGGCCGGAGUGUACAUCGACGAAGGUCCACGUAUAGGUGGACUAUACGGGCCGUACAUUCAGUCUCAAAGAUUAUCGCUUUAUAAAGAUCAGGUGAACACGCUUUUAGACAAUGAGUCCGCAUACAGAUGCUUCUGCACAAGUAAAAGAUUAGAUUUAUUGAGAUUGGAAGCGGCCAGAACUGGACAGAUACCAAAGUAUGAUAACAGAUGUCGCCACUUAACGAAAGAACAAGUUCAAUCGAAGUUGAAUAGUAAUAUGCCGCACUGUGUUCGAUUCAAAUUGACACCUGGUCUUCAGACGUUCGAAGAUUUGAUAUAUGGCACUAUCACAUAUGACGUGGUGUUAAAUGAGGGAGAUCCCGUCAUUUUUAAGUCUGACGGUUUUCCCACAUACCAUUUCGCAAAUGUCGUCGAUGAUCAUUUUAUGAAAAUAUCGCACGUGCUCAGAGGCGUCGAAUGGCAAAUUUCAACCACGAAACACAUUAUGAUGUAUAGAGCGUUUAACUGGGAUCCUCCCAUGUACGGUCAUCUGCCACUACUAAUGAAUUCCGAUGGAACUAAGUUGAGCAAAAGGCAAGGCGAUAUUCAAAUAAAAUACUACAGAGACAACGGCAUUUUGCCGCAAGCUCUUAAUAAUUUGAUAACUCAUUCCGGUGGUGGUUUUGAUAAGGAUCUCGAACGCGGUUUGAAGCCAAGAAUUUACACGAUGGAUGAGUUGGCAGAUCAGUUUGAUUUAAAGAACAUUAAUUCACACUCGGGCAAAGUAAUGUCAGAGCGACUGUUGGAAUUUAAUGGACUUGAAUUGGACAGACAAAUACAUUGUGAUGCUGACUUAAAAAUUUUAGUAGCAAAAGUACAAAACAUAAUUAGGGAGAAGUUUCCUGAUAGGGUUUUAGACAACUCCGUAAAAUUGGAUGAACAGUAUAUCAAGUCGGUCUUAUCUUGGACUAGAGCUAGAAUAAAUCGAUUGAACGAUUUAGUAUCUAACGAAUUGGCAUUCUUGUGGAUACCACCAGCCGAGAAUCGAGCCAAACAAGAACAUGUGCGCCUAAUCAAAAAUGUAAUCGAAAAACUUGAAGAACAAGAAAGUUUAACGAAAGACAGCCUAAAGUUAUUGUUCAAGGAAAUAUGUUCGCAAAAUAACAUCAAAUUUAGUGCCUUCAUGCAGAUGUUGCGUUCCGCCUUGAGUGGGUUAAAGGAAGGUCCCAGUGUGGGAGAAAUGAUCGAAAUAUUAGGAAAAGGGAAUACAAUGUUACGUUUGCAAACUUAUAUUAAAGAAUGUGAUGAAUAGGUCAUUAAUAAAUGCGAACUUUUUAUAUGA
Messenger RNA from Photinus pyralis (common eastern firefly), 1623 nucleotides. RefSeq names its product probable glutamate--tRNA ligase, mitochondrial (gene GluRS-m). The record is from RefSeq and is a predicted model, not a curated record. Lineage: Eukaryota; Metazoa; Arthropoda; Insecta; Coleoptera; Lampyridae. The coding region runs from base 34 to 1593 and encodes 519 amino acids. Gene Ontology annotation, biological process: glutamyl-tRNA aminoacylation. The transcript is spliced from 8 exons. Gene Ontology annotation, molecular function: tRNA binding; glutamate-tRNA ligase activity; zinc ion binding.